GUUACUACGCUACAGCAAUGGCCAUUGCCCCUAUCAAUGAGUAGUGAAUGGAAUGUUAUGCAAUAUUUAAAUAGUUUUUUAGUAGCAGUUAUGAGACAAGCAAGUGGAAUCAGUAUGACUAUAUUUAUACCAUGGACGCGGAACAGUGGACUACCAUCUAUCUGGGUUGCUGCUUCAUGAUUUUAUUUUCUGCGGAAUUCACCACUUUAAACUUACAAAAGACGAUAAUUUCUAGUAUCCAAGAUGAGAGGCCAGAGUUCCAAGUGGAGGGAUACUCGGUACAUGGAGUCACAUACUCGGUCACGUGUCUCAGCUUCUGGCUGGCCCCAUCUAUCGUCAGCGUCACGGGUCCCAUUUUGGGCAUGACGCUUGCUGCUCUCGGAUACUCGAUGUACAUGCUUGCUCUAAGCUUGGAACAAACGUGGUCCAUCUAUUGUGGAGCUGUUGUGGUGGGAGUCUCAGGUUCUAUUCUCUGGACAGCCGAGGGAAAGUACCUGGUGACUAGCUCCACACCCGAGCGGUUCCCCCGCAACAUUUGCAUAUUUUGGAUGUUGUUCAUGUGUGCAAUGUUUCCUGGGAAUUUAUACGCAUAUUUUCAACUGGAGGGGAAAGAAAUACUUGGACCGAGAGACUCGGCGUAG
Homalodisca vitripennis (glassy-winged sharpshooter) is the source of this 641-nucleotide messenger RNA. RefSeq names its product UNC93-like protein MFSD11. The coding region runs from base 132 to 641 and encodes 169 amino acids. The record is from RefSeq and is a predicted model, not a curated record. The transcript has 4 exons. NCBI's taxonomy places the organism in Eukaryota, Metazoa, Arthropoda, Insecta, Hemiptera, Cicadellidae.